Caenorhabditis angaria is the source of this 273-nucleotide messenger RNA. Lineage: Eukaryota; Metazoa; Nematoda; Chromadorea; Rhabditida; Rhabditidae. The record is from the annotation of a GenBank genome assembly.
AUGCGAUGUGCUAGAAUGAAAUAUGAUACAACUACGGGGCUGAAUUUGAAUCAACGAUUUGAUUUAUCGAUUUCCUAUGAGAUUACCAGAAGUUUUGUUUUUGGAACUUUGUUCAAUCUAUGUCUUCAAAUUGUCCUUGCGAUUUUGUCGCUGCUCAUCUUUUUCGAAGUUCUCGAUGCUUCCACCCUCGCAUUCUCAUCUCUAGAAUCAAUCGUAACUUUGGAAAUCGCAUGUUUCCCGUGGAUUGUUCUCAUAUCGAAUCGGAAAUGUUGA